Messenger RNA from Exophiala dermatitidis NIH/UT8656, 2794 nucleotides. RefSeq lists its product as uncharacterized. Gene Ontology annotation, molecular function: RNA binding. NCBI's taxonomy places the organism in Eukaryota, Fungi, Ascomycota, Eurotiomycetes, Chaetothyriales, Herpotrichiellaceae. Gene Ontology annotation, biological process: maturation of LSU-rRNA from tricistronic rRNA transcript (SSU-rRNA, 5.8S rRNA, LSU-rRNA). The coding region runs from base 105 to 2396 and encodes 763 amino acids. Gene Ontology annotation, cellular component: nucleolus. The transcript is spliced from 2 exons. The record is from RefSeq and is a predicted model, not a curated record.
UUGAAAUGUAGCAAACAUUCAUCUCAAGUACUUGAGUGUCAACGUGACAUUCUAUCUUCUAUUCUGCACUGUCCACACUCGUCUUGAAUAUUGGUUUGUACAAAAUGGGUGAAAAGAAAAGAAAAGGAUCGUCCGGUGCGACCGACCUUCCUCCAAAGAAGACCAAGAAGUCGAAGAGCGCCGAUGUUGUUGCGGACAAGCCAGCUGCCUCCGCCCCUAAAGACGAGCCCGUCCCUGCUGACAAUGCUUCGGCGGUGGCCUCGAAAAAAUCCCGCAAGCGCGCCGCAGAUUUCAUGAACGAGGAAGAGUCGACAAAGGCCGUUGCCCCUACAACCGCUUCUACUGCUGUCGAAGAGCCUGCUGUCAAGAAAUCCAAGAAGUCGAAGAAGAACAAGAAGGGUAAGGAGGAUCAGAUCCUUACUGCCGAUGGUGUCAAUGGUGUCGUUGAACACCCUGGAGAUGAGGACCUUGAGACGGCCACCGCCCAGAAGCCGGCCGACAUCUCGAUGCAAGCUGAAGCCGAGAGGACACUCGAUCAAGAACUCGAAAAUGACUUCAGGGCUGUGGCCAGUGAGGAUGAGGCUGGCUAUGUCGACGAGGUCGAGGUGGAGGACAAUGCGGCUGCCCUCCUCAAGGGCUUUGACAGUGACACCGAUGACAAGCAAGAAGAUACCGGCCUGGAUCUGAGCACCACUCCUGCUCUGCCCAAGUCGAAGAAGGUUCAGAAGAAGUUGGACAAGAUCAAGGCUGAAGGCAAAGAUGAUGGUCCUGGCGCCGUCUACGUCGGUCGGAUUCCGCACGGUUUCUACGAAAAGCAAAUGAGAGAAUACUUCUCCCAGUUCGGUGACAUUACGAGACUAAGACUCUCCCGGAACAAACGCACUGGAGCGUCAAAGCACUUUGCCUUCAUUGAGUUUGCUUCCAACGAAGUUGCCAAGAUUGUCGCGGAGACUAUGGACAACUAUCUGCUUUUCGGCCAUAUUCUCAAGUGCAAGUAUGCGCCGCCUGACUCUUUGCAUCCGGAUGUAUGGAAGGGAGCGAACAAGAAAUACCGGAAGUCCCCACAUGAGAAGCUCGAACGGGAGAAACUCGCCGCACCGAAGACUGCCGACAAGUGGCAGAAGAAGGUUGAGAAGGAGCAGCGUAAACGCGAGGAGAAGGCGAAGAAACUCAAGGCCAUUGGAGUGGACAUGCCGGCAUCAACAUUGGCCAACCCUUCAGACGUGGUUAAAGACAAAUUGAUAACUGCCGAAGAGCCCAAGAAGGCCAUCGAGGCGUCGAAACCAGAAACCGCAGAGAAGGAAGCCAAAGAGUCGAAGAAGGAGAAGAAAGAUAAGAAGAAGGACAAGAAGAAUCAGGACAAGAAGGCGGAGAAUGCCGAAGAAGAGAAGGCGGCUGCCGUUAGUGUUGAACCUGAAGCCGCCAAGGAUGUAGAGUCUGCUUCUGCCGAGAAGGAGGCAGAGCCGGAGGCUUCGGCAGAAACAAAGGCCGACAAGUCUGCGCCAGGGGUCCCAUUGUCCAAGAAAGAGAGAAAGGCUUUGAACAAGGCCGAAACAACCCCCGAAUCCGAAAUGACCAAGGAAGAGAGGAAGGCUUUGAGGAACGCGCGAAGCAAGCUUGCCCAGGCUCAGGCUCAGGCGAAGACACCAAAGGCAGGAUCGGAUGCCAAAUCCCCCGCAAAGCCAACACAGGCAGCAGAGCAGCCUUCGGUAGAGGAAGAAAAGGUUGCUGAUGCACCUGUGGACAAGAAGAACGACACCGCGCCAGAGCCCGUGACGUCCAAGGAUGACAGCAAGAAGGCCAAGAAGUCCAAGAAGGAGAAGAAGGAGAAAAUGGAGAAGAAGAAGGCCAAAGGCUCCAAAGACGAGACAGUCGCACGAGGUGAAGAAGAACAACCCGUCAAGGCUGAUACAUCCGCUGACGCAUCGAAGCCAACUGAAACCGAAGAGCAGUCAGCGUUCGCCACUGACGCCGAUUUCGUCUCCUUCGGCGACAUCAAUGAUGAGAAGGCCGAAGAUGAAUCCGAAUCGGACGCUGAUGCCCCAGACGGCAAAAGCACACGUGCGACCCUGUCCAAUGCCAGCCGGGGCCCCUCGGUCCCCAAGGGCAAAGCCGCCUUGAAGGCGUACAAGAAAGAAAAGAAAGAAAAGAAAGCACUGAAGAAGAAGGAACGCAAAAACCUCGUCAAGGCUCGGGGGCCCAAGUCGGGACUUGUCGCCACUAAUCCCAAGCCUGCUCCUCUUACUGUCCCUGGCAAGAUCCCGGGCGUGCCGCUGCUGGGUAAAGGCAAGUAUGACAAGGCCAAACGUCAAGCUUACAAGGAGUUGAAGAAGAAUGUCCUCAAGAGGAAUAUUUUGAGAAAGAGCAAGGCCGGGCAGCCAGCAACUGAUGCUUAGUCGACGAGCGCUCAGCUUGCCCUGUCCACGUUCAAUGGCUUCGCUCCGCAAAAGGACUCAGGUUCCUUCGAGUGACUACGCACACCGGAGGCGUCGUGUUCUAUCAACGACUCUUCGGUUGAUUUCGGGCUAUGUUUAAUUUAUCAAGAAUGUCACCAUGUCAAUAAAACUCCGGCUCUCGCAGCCAAGGCGUGCUUUGCUGCUGCUCAUUUUUCUUGCGUAAAAAUGGUCCGCGUUGGUUCUGGCGUCUCACGCUGUAUUCAGCCUGGUGCUACGCUAGAGCUGUGAACGGUGCCACCUUGUCGCGGGAACCAGAAGUCAAUACCCAUCUACACAUUGGUCUGCACAGUACGAUGUCUCUAUAGCAUUGUAUCACACAAGUCAUACGUAUUUUGCCA